Nicrophorus vespilloides is the source of this 5613-nucleotide messenger RNA. RefSeq names its product meiosis arrest female protein 1 (gene Marf1). The record is from RefSeq and is a predicted model, not a curated record. Gene Ontology annotation, molecular function: CCR4-NOT complex binding; mRNA base-pairing post-transcriptional repressor activity; RNA nuclease activity. Gene Ontology annotation, biological process: post-transcriptional gene silencing. The coding region runs from base 127 to 4305 and encodes 1392 amino acids. Gene Ontology annotation, cellular component: cytoplasm; peroxisome. Lineage: Eukaryota; Metazoa; Arthropoda; Insecta; Coleoptera; Silphidae. The transcript is spliced from 17 exons.
UUAGAUAUUAUUAUAUCUAUCAUAUCCUGGUUUCUCGGAUAAGGCUUGAUUUUAUUAUGAAUGAUACAAUAGCCAUUUAUAAAUUGUUGGUUGGUGAUGUACGCAGCUGUUGCGGAAACGUGAAGAAUGUUGUCCGGGUUCGAAUGGCAGAGGUCUGAAUCGACGGACGUUUCAGAUUGUACGGCGUCGUCCCAAUCUAAUUUUCGUCGUGAAUUUGCCAAAAGAAGUAUCGAGCUUAGACGCUCGAAGAGUGCCCACAAUGGAAUACAUGCAACUUCCUGGAGCACCAGCACACAAACUGAAAGCUCUCACUCCAGUUUUGAUGAUGACGAUGACGCUGAAGAGUCCGCGUCCCGCAGUAGAAGAAAGCAUCGCCACCACAGAAACCGUUGUAGGUCCAAGCGUCUACCCCCAAUUGGAGUCUUUUGGGACAUAGAGAAUUGCCAUGUGCCAAAGAACAAGAGUGCUUCAAGCAUUGUUCAAAGGAUCAGGGACUGUUUCUUUGAGGGCCACAGGGAAGCUGAAUUUAUUGUUGCCUGUGAUAUCCGUAAAGAGAAUCCACAGAUUAUACAAGAUUUAAAUGAUGCACAGGUGAAUAUGAUCCAUGUCUUGUGUACAAGCAAGAAUGCUGCUGAUGAAAAACUGAGGCAAAGUUUGCGGCGUUUUGCAGAGACCCAUCCUCCACCUGCAACUGUGAUUCUGAUAUCUGGUGAUAUUAAUUUUGCUGCUGAUCUUUCAGAUCUCCGUUAUAGAAAGAAAAUCACUGUGAUCCUUAUACACAAUUCAAAUGCAGCAGAUGCUCUCAUAUUAUGUGCAAAUAAAACACUCCCAUUUUCAACAAUAACUGACAACUUACCUCCUCUUAAAAAUAAGGUACAAGAAUCUGUUGAUUUGUUGGUAUCAAAUCUACCUAAAGUAUAUGACAAAAGACUGAAAAUCAGACUUAAGCUGCUUUCUGACAAUUGCGGUGGUCGUGUGACUGAAGUAAAUAAUGACGAAGGCACUGCCAUUUUAAGAUUCUCAUCUCUUGAUUUUGCAUUAAGGGCCCAGAGGCGACUAAAUGGGGAAGAUGUUUAUGGGAGGAAAAUCGUUGUGUCAAAUCCAGCGGAUUGGCGUUCCCACCAUUCGCCAAGAAAUUUUGCUGGUCGAAACAAGGCGAAUAAAGGUGGUAAUAGCAGCGAUAAUGGCCAGUUGGGAUACAAUUUGCCUUCGCAAUGUUACAACGGUAGCCAACAGAACGCGUUCUACAAUCAACCUUCGAGUGGUAGCCGAGAAUUAUCCUGGAGAUCGUUUGGGGAAUCAAACACAUUUCGAACGUCGCGCAGUUGUCCACCUCAUCACCAGAUCGAACAGGUCUGGUCUCAAAGAGGAUUCAAUGGUGGUAGCAGGCCGAGAACACCGCAAGAGGAGACCGGCAAUCCUUUGAGAAGCCAUAAGAAUGGGGCAGCUACUGCAAGUUGCGAUUUUAAUGAUCACAAGGCCUUUUAUUCGUCGAAUAAUACAUUCCAACCGAUAAAUUCGGGACAACAGCAGACGAUCGAGUUAGUGAUCAGCAAUUUUGAUUCAUCUAUCAAAGAUCUCAGAAAUGUUCUUUCGAAUUUAAUUAAGGAGUAUGCCAUGGUGUAUAGUAUUAACAUCACUUGCCAACCAGAUGGUAGUCCAAUAGCAUUGGUAAAAGUAGGUUCGCAGCAGGAUGCGCAUAAUAUCAUUUCCAAACUACACCACUACAAGUUAGGUUUCAAGCGUCUUAUAAUUGCCUACACCCAAAGCAAUACCCUCGAUCCGGAUCAAUUGAAAGAGAUGGUCAUAACGUUGCUCCAGGAAGCCCCGCUAAAUUGCAUGCCGCUUUACCGUCUGCUUUAUUUGCUGGAAGAGCGUUUUUUAACUAACGUUUCCGUUUCCGAGGUCAAUAAAUUACGAGACAUAUGCAGAAUAACCGACGACAAUGGCGAAAGGAUCAUCUCACUUACUCCCGAGAUUAGGUCUUCGCCUCCGGCAAACUUACAACGGGCGCAUAUUUUAUACUGCUCGGUUCACUGCCCGAAUGGUCUGAACGGAAUCGAGGACCUCGGAUGGGAUUCGGAGGAGACCGACGUAACCGAAAUACCUCACAUUAAUAUGCCUUUAAAAGUAUUCGCCAACAAAUUAAACACUCUUCUAUCAUCUCACAUGGGAACCCUACCACUACUAAGUUUUGCCGUUUGCUAUAAACAUGAAUUUGGGGAAACAUUGCCAACUGAUAACAAGGGCGUGCCGUUAGAGCACUUAGUUACAUGCGUCAGCAACGUAAAAUUAAAGUAUGGGGGUUCCAAUCGCAAUACAAAAUAUAUCGUCAGGGAUAUAUUCGUAAAGUCCAACGAAAAGGAUGAAUCUUUUAUGACUAGUCUAUCGCCAUCGAUCACUUCUAAUAUAAGCUUGUUGAGUCGGGAACUGGUUGAUCUGCUAAAAACCACCGAGAGGUGCCAACUCCAACUGAACAAAUACAUUCCAGCAUAUCACCAUCAUUUUGGCCGCCAAUUACGUGUUGCAGAUUAUGGGUACACAAAACUAAGUGAUCUACUGCAUAGUCAACCAAUCUCCAACGUAGUACAAAUAUUGGGAGAGGGUGCCAAAAGGAUAAUCACCUUGACGCAUUCCACGCAAAUGCGACGAUUCACGUCUGAUCUACUGCGUGUUCUGAAGAGCCUCCUUUCUAAGCAGCUAACGGCGCAAGAAUUCCCAGCAGCUUAUGAACGUGUCCUCAAUAAAUCAUUCAAUGCCAUCGAAUACGGUCUUUGUUGUCUAGAUGAUUUGCUAGAUGAAGUCCCUGAGAACAUUAUAGUAAUCACGAAAAAAGAGGAUUCUAUCAGCAUCGCAAUCCCAAAACGUGAGCAAACCGGAGAGGAAAUCAUUCGCACCAAACAGUUUGCCGAAGAGGUCAUUAAAUUGCUCUCGUACUCGCCACAGUGUUCAAUGAUAUUUAACAAAUUCGUGCCAGCCUAUCAUCACCAUUUUGGACAUCAGUGCAAGGUAUCCGAUUACGGGUUCACCAAACUGAUAGAACUUUUUGAAGCGAUUCCUGAAACGGUUAAAGUGGAGGAACUGUCGGAUGGUGAGAGGAAAGUAUCAUUGACUUUGCCGAAAGCAUUAAACCUUAGGGGUCAUCAAAUUGCGGAUCUGAUAAAAAAAUCCCAUCUCUCAUACUUGCCGCUGGAAGGAUUAGCUUCUUCCUUCCAAAGAGAGUACGGAUUUCCACUGAAAGCACAUUAUUACGAAUGCAAGGAUAUUAACGAGUUGGUCUCUAAACUGAGUGAUAACGUGAAGAUAACAUACAGUAAUGCUGGUCCGCUAUUGGUCCCGGUCGAGAAUGAGAACCAAUCCACGCUGACGUUGAGAAUAUGGGCGUUGCUCAUUAAUCCUCCACACCAUAUGAAUCUGAAAACACUGAUCAAGCUGUACAAUAGUCGAUACCAAUGCAACAUAACCAUGGCAACUUUGGAUCAGUUAAAUAAUGUGAUUAUUAACAAAUCGUCAAACAUGGAAUCGAUUUUCCUCAGUCCGCAAUACUCAACAGCGGCGAAAAUCUACUUAAUGUUAUACAAAGAGGGAGGUCAAGUGGCCUACAAUUAUCUGGAGAACAUAUACAGAAAGACCUAUGGUGUUUCGCUUAUACAAAGCGAAGAGGAUACAUUCGAGAAACUACUCGGCGAUUUUAGUUUUUUAAUCGUUAUGCGGAGAACCAGGAAGAAAACAAACAUCGCUCUUAAUCCGAAAAUUACAGAUUACGGAUUAUUGUUGCCGAAUACUUCCAACGGCGGGAAUAACAACAACAACCACUUCGCGAGAAUGGACGAUGGUAUGAGUUGGCCUCCACCUCCUGCUCACGAUUUGGUAUUGGACAGCAACAAUAGAGGAAUUACACCACCUAAACCUGACACGCCACCUGCUCCGGGAAAAGCUCCGUGGAAUAAUUGGGACACGCCUACAAAAUUCAACUCGAACAUGGAUUUCUCAAUCUCGUUGCCAACUGCUAGAACACCGAAGCUGAUGGGUAAUUCUGAUUCGCUGAUUUCGCCAACGCGCAAUCUUCUGCCUGCCAAUCCGCACCCGAUGAUGCCAAUUAUGUCACCACCCGCCGCCUAUGAGCUGCCGAUGCCAGACAAAUUACUGAGAAAAGGCAUAUUCUCGGAUGAUUCCACCGAUUCCGGUGUGAACAACUCCCAGAUCGUCUCUGAAAACGAAAUGGACAUAUCCAACAAUGAGCAAACUGGCACCAAACCAAAAUACACCAACUUGAAGCCGGAGUUGCUCAGUUACAAAAUGUAAUUUAUUAAAAGCAUAAAUCGUCAAAAAACGCACAAUUUUGAUGAGGUAGCAAGCAAACAAACAAACAAAGAAAAUAGAAAGAAAAGAAAGUAUAUAUAUUUAUAAAUGUUGUGUUUGUCGAUAUAUGUGAUUUACAUAUUAUUAGGUAUUUUCGUGUUGCUUUUCAGCUCUGUAUGUUAAAUAUGUAUUUCAUUAGCCACUCAAUAAAAUACAUAUGUUAACACGGCUGAUAAUGCAAAGCGAACGGCGAUUUUCCUCCCUGUUCCCAUCAUAUUAAGAGAAAAUGUAAAUUUGGCAUAAUUAUCGCGGAACGAUGCGUGCAUGCGCCCCUUUAGUAUUAUCGUAUAAUUUUAAUGUCCAUUUUAAUUUGUUCAGUUUUGUGAAUCUGUGAUUUAUAAUUGUUUUAAUCAUAAACCACCAAAGAUUUUUUUUAAAGUAAUAAUAAUGAUUGUUUGUUCUUUUAAUAUCUGUUGCAUCGUCAAAUAUAGCAAGUAGUAGAAAUAUAUGAAAUGUAUUCAAUGUGUAUUAAGUGUGUGAGCAUGGGCUAAAAAAAUAUAAACGAAAAGAAAAAGUAGAAUAAUAACACCCCAACAAAUUGAGAUAUUAAGGCAGAAAAAUAAAAAAGGAAAAAAAUAUAUAUUUUUUUAAAAGAUGUAAUAACAAAACAGGGUCUUAUUGGAUUACAUCUUAGAUUGAUAAUACUGAUUUGUAAUAACAAUGUUAAUUUAUUAUGAUAUAUGUAUACAUAUAUUAACUGGGUCUUUUGCAAGAGCUCAAUUUUUAAUGUAGUUUAAGGAGAAGGCAAGGAAACGAAAUAAUUGUUUAUUUUGUAUGUGCAGUAUCGAUUUCAAAAUGACUUUUCGAAAAUCGUUUGUUUGGUGGAUUAUUCUCGCUGAUUUCUUGAAAAUCACUGUCGCUAAUCCAGAAUUAACAAAUAUACAUUACCGAUUCAUAAUUUCAUCUAAUUAUUUGAAAUUAGCAAAAGAAUGAGCCCAAAAGACUGCUGCUUUCGUUUAUGUACAAUUUCAUUCUGAGGCAAGAGCAAGCACAUCACAUUAUUGAAGUAUUUGUACAUUCUUAUAUUAUAUAUUCUCUCUUUUAUAUGAAUUCUGACACUUUGAUUAUUGUAUUGAUUAUUUUUAGCUAAUUAAGUUUAGGUAUACAUACAUUUUCUCACUUUCUGUCUGUACCUCUUGUCUCUCCCAUUUGGUUGCCUCACACAUCAAAUCUGUUGUAUAUCCAUAAAUAAUUAUGAUUUUUUUAUGUAUUAUUAUAUUAUUUUUAAGUAAAGAGAAAUAAUUAAAUUGA